UGAGGAGUCGCCGCCGCCACCGCCGCUCCUGCUGUUGGCGUUUCCGGACUGCCGCCGCCUCCAACCGCCUGCUGCCGCCACCGCCGUCGACGACGCUCCCCGAGCGAAGCGUAGCCCGGCCUGGGCGGGGGAAGGGGCUGCUGCUCGCGGCUGGCUCUCGUCGCUCGGCCUGGGGAGGCUUGUCAGCCGCGGCGGGCAGGAAUGACCUAGAGGCCUUAAAUACAUUUCUGCAUCCUUUGGGCUCUACAAUCGAGAGAAGCUCCCUGAAAGCACUACUCAUUAAUGUUAAAAGGAAACUACCUCAGCACACGGAAGGAAAGGUGGAAAGACUUGCAAUAAAAACAAAACAGUUUUUCUGAAUAAUGUGUACUUGCAAAGUCUCCAGGAAACAAAUUUCCAUAUUUUUUUUCAGUAUUAAGAUGGGAAACUCAAACGGAUUUGACUGACGGGCUCUGUCAAACCAAGAAGCUGUUGGAUCUGCUGAUGUGAAGGCUCAGUGGUUCUUCAAAGAAAGACGUCUCUGUUAACAAUCACUGUUGAACAGUGAUUUUGCUCAUCCCCUCCUAAUACUAUUUGAAGCAGUUUCUAACUAUUAUAUUACUUUGAAAAAAAUUAAGUUCCUUCAAUGUAAAUUAAUGUUAACGUCAGGUGUCAAAAAUGUGUUGGCAGGAAAACUGCAACAGACUGUUUUGGUUUUUUUGUUUCGUUUUGCCCCCUGCUUUGAAAUUGUAUCUUGAGUGCACACAAUAGAAUGCUAAGUGGAAAAUAAAGUAUUUUUAAAAAACUAUCAUAGCUAGCUUUUACAAUUAUAAUUUGUAAUAGCAGCAGUGCUGCAUUUGAACACUGAAUAUAACAAAGACAGUAAACCUGCUGCCUUUCUCACUGCUGACACAAAUUACCUAUCUUUUUUGUUUUUGAAAUGCCUCCUAUGAAAAUUAUGUGCAUACUCUACUACUGCUACACAUAGAUCUAUUUCUAAGGGAGCAAUUCAAGAGGAGGGAUUGUUAAUUCAAGGAACCUUUGGUCAAGUACUUCCUUAUGUAUUGCUGCAGUGCACAAGAAAGUAAAAUGGACUACAAGCGGCGCUUUUUGCUUGGCGGGUCCAAGCAAAAGGUGCAGCAACACCAGCAGUAUCAAGUGCCAGAACUAGGCAAGACUCUGAGUGCACCUUUAGCAUCUCCAGCCACAACAUCCCCCCUGAUUUCUCCGGCUGCUGCUGGCGGCUGCAACCAUGCGACUCCAAUUGCAGACAUCCAGCAGGGAAUCUCCAAAUAUCUGGAUGCACUCAAUGUAUUUUGCCGUGCAAGCGCGUUCCUUACAGAUCUUUUCAGCAGUGUAUUUCGGAACUCGCACUAUUCUAAGGCAGCUAUGCAACUGAAAGACGUGCAGGAACAUGUCAUGGAAGCAGCAAGUCGACUCACAGCAGCAAUAAAACCAGAAAUAGCAAAAAUGCUCAUGGAACUGAGUGCUGGAGCAGCGAACUUUAAAGAUCAAAAGGAAUUCAGCCUACAGGACAUUGAGGUACUUGGACGAUGUUUCUUGACAGUGAUGCAGGUUCAUUUUCAGUUUUUAUCCCAAGCAUUGCAGAAGGUCCAACCAGUGGCUCAUUCAUGUUUUACGGAAGCUGUAGCUCAGGAAAGAAAGAAUUCUAAUAUGGCUGAGACAUCCAGUGCAAGUCCCACAAUUGAGCUAGAAGAAGCUGUGCGGUCAUGGAGAGGAGCGGCUGAGGCCACAUCACGGCUACGAGAAAGGGGUUGUGAUGGCUGUUUGGCUGGAAUCGAGGUCCAGCAACUCUUCUGCUCCCAGAGUGUGGCAAUUCCUGAGCACCAGCUAAAAGAAUUGAACUUGAAAAUAGACAGUGCUUUGCAGGCAUAUAAAGCUGCAUUGGAAAGUUUGGGUCACUGUGAAUAUGCGAUGAAGGCUGGCUUCCACUUGAACCCAAAAUCUAUUGAAGCCAGUUUGCAGGGGUGUUGCAGUGAUGCUGAAGCCCAGCAGACUGGCCGGAGACAGACCCCUUCUCAACCCAUUCAGUGUGAGCUCCCCACAGUUCCUGUUCAGAUAGGUGCCCACUUCCUAAAAGGAAUAUCCUUUAAUGAGUCAGCGGCAGAUAACCUGAAGCUCAAAACGCACACGAUGAUACAACUAAUUAAAGAAGCUGGCUGCCAUAAUGGAGUGACCCCAAGGGAUGACUCUCCUGUGACUGAAGUGCUGAACCAAGUUUGCCCUUCUACAUGGCGGGGCGCCUGUAAAACGGCUGUACAGUUGUUGUUUGGCCAAGCUGGGCUGGUCGUUGUGGAUACAGCACAGAUUGAAAACAAAGAAGCAUAUGCACCACAAAUCAGUUUAGAAGGUUCCAGAAUUGUGGUUCAAGUCCCAUCAACAUGGUGCCUGAAAGAAGAUCCUGCAACAAUGUCUCUGCUGCAGAGAAGCCUGGAUCCAGAGAAGACUUUGGGACUGGUGGAUGUGCUUUAUACUGCAGUGUUUGACCUAAAUCGUUGGAAGGAGGGAAGAGAGCAGGCUUUGCCGUGUAUUCAGAUCCAGCUUCAGCGUGAGAUCUGUGACUUCGGGGGUCACAUUGACUUACCAUCUGGAAAUGGAAGCAAAUCGACGGGUGGAUUGCAAAGGACUUUCUCGAAGUUGACUUCACGAUUUACAAAGAAAACAUCCUGUUCCAGUUCAAGCAGCAGUGGAAGUUACUCCAUUCCUAGUACACCUUCCAAAAACCUUUUCAUAGCUAACAACUCAGAGGAUAAAGCAAAAAUGCCCAACAACAUGGAUGCCCGAUUGCAGAGUAUUCUGAACAUUGGUAACUUCCCCAGGGCUGUUGAGUCGGCCCAGACAACGGCGCAGAGUGGAAGCCACCAGGUUGUUAACGGGUUCCUCCUUGACAGGCGUAAUGGCAGCAAAGCAGAUGACAGCAAGGAUGCCAAAGGCAUGAAUUUACCAACCGACCAAGAAAUGCAGGAGGUCAUAGAUUUCCUCUCUGGUUUCAACAUGGGCAAGUCCCAGCAGACCUCUCCGUUGGUGAAAAGAAGAAACUCGGUUGCAUCGUCUUCAGCAGCAGCAGAGCAGAAGCCAGCUACCGUGCUACAGCAGUCCCAGUCUUCGUCUCACACACCUUUGCACCAUCUCCAGCAAGGGUUGCCACAGCAACAGCAGCAGCAGCAGCAGCCACAAAAGCCGCAGCAGCAGCAGCAGCAGCCACAGCAAAUGCAUUACUAUCAGCAUCUGCUGCAGCCCAUUGGGUCGCAGCAGCAGCAGCAGCAGCAACAGCAGCGUCCACCUGGCAAGUGGCCAACCAAUUCCAGCCAGCCGUCAGCCCAGACUGUUGGUCCAGGGUUGUCUCAUAUGCCUCAGUGGAGCAGUCAUGCCUUUCCUGACCUGAGCUCUGACCUGUAUAGUUUGGGUCUUGUGAACAGUUACAUGGACAAUGUGAUGUCGGAGAUGCUGGGGCAGAAGCAGCAAGGACCUAGAAACAACACGUGGCCAAACCGUGACCAAAGUGAUGGAAUCUUUGGGAUGUUGGGAGAAUUUCUACCUUUUGAUCCUGCAGUUGGCUCUGAUCCAGAGUUUGCUCGUUAUGUGGCUGGGGUCAGUCAGGCCAUGCAACAAAAAAGGCAAGCACAGCACUUCCGUCGCCCCAGCAACACACGUAGCAACUGGCCUCAUCCUGAUGACCCGCACAGAACCUGGCCUUUCCCAGAGUAUUACACAGAAGGGGAGAUGGCAAGCAGUUGGUCGGGUACUCAGGGUGACUCUGCCAGCUCCAGUGAUGAGACUUCCUCAGCCAAUGGAGACAGUCUGUUUUCCAUGUUCUCAGGGCCAGAUAUUGUUGCUGCAGUCAAGCAAAGAAGGAAACACAGCAGUGGGGAGCAAGACCCGAGCACACUUCCUUCGCCACCACUCCUUUCUACAGUGGAUGAUCAUAGUCAGGACAACAAAACCAAAACCUGGCCUCCAAAAGCUCCUUGGCAGCACACACUGCCCAGUCAAAACAUGUCUUUGUACCAGAUGAGCAGCCCUGCCAGCCAGUGGAAUGACACCAUGCAGAUCCUGCAGUCACCCGUUUGGUCCACAGCCAACGAUUGCACACCAUCAACAGGGAUUUCCUCCACUUUUGCCUAUGCGCAGCAGCAGCAGCAGCAGCAGCAAUCGCCGCCGCCGCCAUCUCAGCACAAACCGAUGAAUAAGGGCUUUAAACCUUUUCCAGUCAAGCACGAACGCAGGCCAUCUUACAUGCAUCAGUACUGACGGCUUUUUCUAGCAAGAGAUGCCGCAGAGGACCAAAGUCUUUGAUGUGACAAACACUUGCUUUGUUUUACAGUUGUGCGGUGGUGGCUGUCUCUUCUGGUGGUUCUGUGGAGUGACGGCUUCUAGUGGUGAUUCUCUCUCUCUCUGUAGAGUGCUGAGCAAAUGGUGCCAAGGUGUUACAUGUACACACAACAGCCCUAAACUGUGAUGCUUUCAAAGCUUAUAUGGACUACCCUGCUAACAAACUGCUACAUUGUUACCACAGAAAACACUGUAUUUUAUAGCUAUUUUUUCAUAUAGAUUUAUAGUUACCAUUUCUUGCUAAAACAAAUUUGAGUACAUUUUUAAGCAAAUCUAGCAGUUUUGCUCAACACUCCUUUUCUUUAGAUUUCUAAUUGACAAGGUAAAAAGUCUUCACUCCGGUGACAUCGGCUGCUGUAGCUUUUUUAAUGCAUCAGCUGUUAAUGUGCCACACAAGCUCCUGGUCCGAACAGUGGUGCACAGACAACUGCAAAAAGCUUUUUCCAGUUAUUUGCUUCAUGCAAAAAUAGCUGGAACUACUCCAGCCCAGGAAACUUGUUACAUAACUUAAUGGGCACAAUCCACCUGUAACCUGAGCUCAAGAUCCAUAUAGUAGUUUGGGGUGGAUUGUGUUCAUCUGUGGCUGACACUACAUUAGAAUACACAAUUUGAUACUUUUACAUUGGCCAAAGGCAUUAUCCAUACAGUGCUCCUUAAAUGUAUGAAAGAAUAGUUAAGACUACUUGCAAAUAUUUAAAGUCUUAUUUCAGUGCUAGACUUAGUGUGUAAAAACAUGAGCUGGCUCAGAAGAGAGAGAACUUAAAAACACUAUUUUUUUGUAGUGCUAACGAUUAAAGUAACUACUUUCAGUCAAUAUGUGCCAUUAAAUAAAUGAACCUGUGGAAUUAGGAAAUAACCUUCCAACCAAAGUGGAUCUGGGGGAAUGACUGGUGCUUAAAUUAGAAAAAAGGUAAAUAUGUAUAGCUAUCCCAUUGUAUAUUAAUUGAGGUGAGAGAAGUCUUUAUAAAAACCUAUUUAAAUUUUCAUAUUUCAUCUUUGAAAGAGUAAUUAUAAACCACAAUAUUUUCUGGUAUAAAGGUUUUUGACAGUAUUAAUAUUAUUUUUAUAUUUUCUUAAGUCAUAUCAUUCUAAUACAUUGACAAGUAAAAUGGGUUAUUAGUUAUAAAUGCAUAUAGUUUUUUGAUGAAGAUAAAAGCACAUUUAAGUUCCCAUUUUCUACAAACGAAGUACAUGUGUAUAUUAAAGAUACCAAAUUAUAUAUAAAUAUAUAUAAAUAAAAUACACAACACUAAACGUUGGGGUGGGCAGAGUCGAGGAACCCCUCCCCCGCCUUCUGCUUGUGUGGUGAUGGGCCAUCUUGGCAGGCCCAGAAUGUUACUAUUUGUGCUGGUUGAAGAUGCCAAUGUUGCCUGUAUUUAUGAUAUUGUCACCAUGUUUCCUCAAAACCCACCCUUACCAUGUUUACAGAGUUGUUUGCUGUGCAUAACUUUAGUCAUGUGCUUUGCACAAUCAGUGUGGCUUCUGUCUGUAAAUUGUUAAUGUUUUGUACCUUCUGCUAAAAAUGUUGGUGAAUUUAACAAGUGGGUUUUUUCCUUUUGUUUUUUUUAGUUUCCUGAAGUACACCAUUGAAAACUUAUAUUGGACCCUACAAUCUAUUGCAGUUGUAUGCCACAAUGAUUUCAGGUCAAAGUACAGGUGUUUGUUGCGUUGACGUUCCCUACAGAGCAUCUAAACUGCAGUUGCAAAUGAGUGGUAAAUACAAGCACUGGCAGUUUCUAAAAUUGGAGUGAAUUGUGGAAAUACAGGUGUGUCAGUUUCUGUCUAGUAGGUGCUACAUCAUCCUCUGCUUCCAAUUAUGCUGAACACUGGUGAUUUUCCCAAGUUGUUUGCACUUGGCAACCAAAUGUUGCCAUGUGAUGUUUCACACUGCCAAGUGCAUGGGGUUUGGUGCUUAGUUAACUUACCCUUAUUGCAGUACUUAUGUGAAUAGCUAAUGCUUUGGAACUGGAAUUGUACAUUUUGUAUUUUAAUUUUAAAGCUCCUGUAAGUAAAAAUAACCUUAUUUGCUUUAUUAAAGAUAUACCUUUAAUAGUA
Messenger RNA from Lacerta agilis (Sand lizard), 6387 nucleotides. It is a transcript of the gene GARRE1, whose product is annotated as granule associated Rac and RHOG effector 1. The record is from RefSeq and is a predicted model, not a curated record. Gene Ontology annotation, biological process: Rac protein signal transduction. Gene Ontology annotation, molecular function: CCR4-NOT complex binding. Bases 1039 to 4251 code for a protein of 1070 amino acids. NCBI's taxonomy places the organism in Eukaryota, Metazoa, Chordata, Lepidosauria, Squamata, Lacertidae. The transcript has 14 exons.